GCAGCAGCACCUUGUUGAACAGAAUGAAGUUUCAACAGGUGAUGAUUCUCUCCAUGUCCACACUUCUUCUACUUCCAUUACUUGUUCCUGAAUCGUCGUCUAGUUCUCCAUCUGGAGUUGAUCAUCAAGGAAGUUCAUCUAUUUCUCCAUCUGGAGUUGAUCAUCAUGGCAGUGCAUCUAGUUCUCCAUCUGGAGUUGAUCAUCAAGGAAGUUCAUCUAUUUCUCCAUCUGGAGUUGAUCAUCAAGGAAGUUCAUCUAUUUCUCCAUCUGGAGUUGAUCAUCAUGGCAGUUCGUCUAUUUCUCCAUCUGGAGUUGAUCAUCAUGGUAGUCCGUCUAUUUCUCCGUCUGAAGAUGAUGAUCAGAUGAGUCUUCUUGAAAAUUUACUAGCCGCACUAAUUGCAGUUGUGGUUGUUCUCGGGCCUUGGUUACUGCUGAGGCUCUGCUUUGCUAAUCUCUGGGUCUGUUGCGCUUUGUAUGCUCUACUGUUUGGCUUAUUUCUGAUUUUCUGGCACAGAUUUGAGUAUCCUUGAGAAAUGCCCAAUCGAAGUAUCCUUUAGAACAUAUACAUAUUGAAGAUUUCAAUUCAUCAAUUUAUGUAUUCUGAUUGAGAGGUCGUUUCACUCUUUGUAAGAGUUUAUCUUCCUCAA
Papaver somniferum (opium poppy) is the source of this 647-nucleotide messenger RNA. Its product is annotated as polysialoglycoprotein-like. The coding region runs from base 24 to 530 and encodes 168 amino acids. NCBI's taxonomy places the organism in Eukaryota, Viridiplantae, Streptophyta, Magnoliopsida, Ranunculales, Papaveraceae. The transcript is spliced from 2 exons. The record is from RefSeq and is a predicted model, not a curated record.